AUGGAGGCUCCCGAGCACUGGCGACCGCGUGCGAAGUACGUCAAUCUCUACCUUAACGAAGAACAAUCGACGGCAGAUGGUGCCACCGAUCACGCAGCCAAAGAGGCAGAUGCCAGACUCGAUUUGCACGGCUUCAUCGAGCGCAAGCUAAAGGAGGGACUCGUGCUGAAGGACCCCUCGGCUCGCAAGGAGGCGCGGCUGUGGCUGGGUGCCACCCUGGGCCUGCUCGAUGCCGACGACCCGCGCCUCAAGCAUCGCUACUUCCUCCCCUUCCUGCGCAGCGGCAGUUCCGAGCACCGCGAACGCCACGAGUCGAAGCCCACCGCCUUCGCCCACGCCUUCGCCGCCACCACAACGGCGCGGGCGCUCCCGAUCGCGUUCGCGCUCGUUCUCGCCCUACGCUCGCAAUCGCUCGCGUUCGCGCUCCUGGUCUCGAGAACGUUCGCGAUCACGUUCGAGACGCCGCUCGCGAUCGCGGUCGCGCUCAUUCUCGCCCUACUCUCAGAACCGCUCGCGUUCGCGCUCUCCACCGCCCGCUCGCAAGCGUUCGCGCUCUCGUUCGCGCUCACCUCAGCGUCGUGUCCGUUCGCGAUCGCGCUCUCCCUCGCCACGCUCUCGCCGUUCCGCCGCCGCGCGCGCCCGUUCUCGAAAACUGAUCGCCGAGUGAAGGGCGCGGCGGCGCUCGAGCACUACUGCCUCGCCGAGCGCGACCACGUGUGGAACAAGCUCGUGUGGCGCACGGGCAUCCCCGUGUCCCCCGUCAUCGCCGUGCAGACUCGCGCGCGGUUGGCGGAACUCGACCCUGUGGGAUCCGUACGGUCCAUGCUAGCCAGGGAGGCGGCCUUCUUCGCCAGCGAGCCGUUCCAGCGCAGCGUCGAGGACGGCGGGUUCCUGAGCCUCGACUACGACUACUUUGCUACGUUCAUCGAAGAGUCGAUCCGCUCCACCACCGCCUCCGCCGGUGCUGGCCACGGGAGGCAGACGCGGGAGGAGCACGAUCAAGCAAUGGAGCUCCGAGUCGCCCUCGAGGACUUCGUGGGCGGCGAGUCCCUGCAGAAGCUGUGCGACCACUUCCUGCCCUACCUGCACGACGACGCGCUGUUCGAUCUCGUGCGGGACGUGCGAGACCACCACCGCCACCGACGGCGGCGGCACGACAGCAGCAGAGUCGGAGAUGGCCACGACGAGGAUCUGCUGCAGAGCGAGCUUGCCCAGUUCGUCAUCGUGGAGUGUAGGUGGAGAGAGCUGGACGAUCUGCUGUUGGCCAACGCGAUGGCCUUCUUCGCCGGACGGCUGGUCAAGCAUCUCACCUCGGGGGAAGGCGAGGAGCUGGGCGACUCCAUCCUGGCCCACCUCGAGAAGCAACGGCUCACCCUCGCCUCGCGCGACGAGAAGGCCAACGAUGCCCGCGGCCACUGGGCGCUCCGGCGCCGCCUGUGUAGGCGUCUUCCCGACGGAGACCGCGACCACGACAGGAGAAGCGAGAGGAGAAGGGAAGACGACGAAGCCGACGUGCGGCGACGGCAGUGCCGGUUCAUCUGCGCGGAGGCGUUCCUGCUGCGCUAUCGGCUGGCGCUGGACUUCGUGGACGAACGGUCGUUGAAGAAGAUCAUGACCAACGAGGGCAUCGCCUUCCGGCCUGUCUACGUAAUGACCGAAAGGAAGAGGCGAAAGGGUAAGGGCAAGAGCAAGACGGAGAAGAAGGAGAAGACAAAGAAGAAACUCGUAGGCUGGCGAUUCCCUUCUGCCUCGUCCACCAACGCCACUGCAGACGAGGAGAAGAAGAGGAGGAGAAGCGACGGCGAUGUCGGUGGAGAUGACGACGACGAGAUGGCGGGUGGGCUCACCUACGGCGUGCCAGACACACCGGGCUACAUCGUGGGCAGAUUCACACGCAGCGCUCUAUACAGCUUUCGCACGCACCCACGCGGUUCGUGA
This is a messenger RNA of Acanthamoeba castellanii str. Neff, 1938 nucleotides long. RefSeq lists its product as uncharacterized. The record is from RefSeq and is a predicted model, not a curated record. The coding region runs from base 1 to 1938 and encodes 645 amino acids. The transcript has 4 exons. NCBI's taxonomy places the organism in Eukaryota, Discosea, Longamoebia, Acanthamoebidae.